UUCAUAACCUCUGAUGUUAUUUUUUUACUUCAACCGCAACUACGUUGACGCUACUCUCACUCAGACACAUCAUUGAUUCCUGUCAAAACCUGUAGAGCAGAUUGCUUGCUGAGGUUGCCAUGGCAUCGUUUCGGUAUGAUGUGAAGCCAGAGCCUGGAGACCUCAUAGAAAUCUUCCGAGGCACUUACCAGCACUGGGCCAUUUAUGUGGGUGAUGGUUAUGUCAUUCACCUGGCCCCACCCUCUGAACGUGCUCAAGCUGGGGCCUACAGUAUGAUGUCUGUAGUGUCUGACAAAGCCACAGUGAAGAAAGAAGAGCUUUGGAGUGUAGUUGGUGAUGAUAAGUACCGUAUCAACAACCUUCUAGAUGACAAAUAUGAGCCUCGAGCUCUCAGAGACAUCAUGCGGGAGGCCCAGAAUCUUUUGCGAAAGGAACUUCCAUAUUGUGUGUUUAGAAGAAACUGUGAGCACUUUGUUACAGAGCUGAGAUACGGGAAGCCACAAUCUCGCCAGGUGCGAAAAGCAGUGGAGAUUGGUGUUGGAGUUGGACUUGCUACAAUGAUUGGCUUUGGAGUUCUUGCAGCUGCUGCAGCCAUUUUUGGUUCAAAAGACAAGGAGAAGCAGACACAAUGAGCACUGAAAAGGAAGAACUGAAAGCACAAUUGUGGUUUCACCAUUGUUUCUAAAUUUCUAAUACAU
Messenger RNA from Xyrauchen texanus (razorback sucker), 698 nucleotides. Its product is annotated as phospholipase A and acyltransferase 3-like. The transcript is spliced from 5 exons. Gene Ontology annotation, molecular function: glycerophospholipid phospholipase A1 activity; A2-type glycerophospholipase activity. Gene Ontology annotation, biological process: N-acylphosphatidylethanolamine metabolic process. NCBI's taxonomy places the organism in Eukaryota, Metazoa, Chordata, Actinopteri, Cypriniformes, Catostomidae. Gene Ontology annotation, cellular component: cytoplasm. The record is from RefSeq and is a predicted model, not a curated record. Bases 120 to 632 code for a protein of 170 amino acids.